GUACUACGCCUCUUUCAUCGACAAAAAUCAGCUGAACAUCGUGUUGGAGUUGGCAGAGGCUGGGGAUAUGAGCAGAAUGAUCAAGCACUUCAAAAAGAACGGUCGCCUCAUCCCGGAGCGAACAAUCUGGAAAUAUUUUGUGCAAGUGGCUCGAGCACUGGCACAUAUGCACUCGAAGAGGAUUAUGCAUCGAGACAUCAAGCCAGCCAACGUCUUCAUCACCGGCGAAGGUAUCGUCAAGUUGGGAGACUUGGGCCUAGGCCGAUUUUUCUCAUCCAAGACAACUGCUGCUCAUUCGCUCGUCGGGACCCCUUACUACAUGAGCCCCGAGCGAAUCCAAGAGUCCGGGUACAACUUCAAGUCUGACCUCUGGUCACUUGGGUGCUUACUCUAUGAAUUAGCGGCCCUGCAAUCUCCAUUCUACGGCGACAAGAUGAAUCUAUACUCGUUGUGCAAGAAGAUUGAGAAUUGUGAAUACCCUCCACUACCGGCAGAUAUUUAUACGAGCCAGCUCCGCGACCUAAUCUCCAGAUGUAUCGUCUCUGACCCGAACCAAAGGCCGGAAACGAUGGAAGUCCUCGAAAUUGCCGAGAAAAUGCACGAAUUCUUCCGGGAACAGGCUAGGACUCAGCCGGCAGCGCCCGCAGAAGAA
Molecule: messenger RNA, 652 nt
Organism: Mesorhabditis spiculigera
Lineage: Eukaryota; Metazoa; Nematoda; Chromadorea; Rhabditida; Rhabditidae
Source: the annotation of a GenBank genome assembly